Molecule: messenger RNA, 867 nt
Organism: Dentiscutata heterogama
Lineage: Eukaryota; Fungi; Glomeromycota; Glomeromycetes; Diversisporales; Gigasporaceae
Source: the annotation of a GenBank genome assembly
AUGGUUGAGUCGAAAUGGACUCGUCUCUUUAUCAUUACUUCCAUUGUCCAGACUUUCAUUACCAUAAUAAUUCAGUCGCUUGUUGUUGGCCGAAACCAAAAUGCCUCUUCAUUUUUUCAAGAAAUGUGGCAAACUGAAUAUGGAAAUAGCCUUCCUAAUCCUGCUGCUUCCGAAUGCAAAGCAAAUAUUGUUGGACGUAUGUACAAUAUUGUUGGAGAAAAUAUUAUAAUCCUACUUUCCAAUGUAUUUUUAUUAUUCUUUUGUUAUGAUGCGAUUUUCAAUCAAAAUACAAUACAAAUAAUAACUGUAGUAGUAGUAAACUAUGCGAUAGGAAUAGUCGCUGCUAUACAAAUCGUAGAAAUUCAGAGGUGGAGAAACCAAGCAGUUGAUUGUGUACUUGGAUUCUCAAAUUUCAGCUUUAGGGUUGAAUUAUAUGAAGUACCAUCAAUAGUAAUACUACUACUAUGUGCGACAAUGAUGGGAUUUUUUACUUGGAAAUUAUAUCAACAAUUUGGAUGGAAUAUUUACAAAAGAAUUGGUGCUGAUCGUAAAAUGCAAAUGGCUUGUGUAGUACUUUCGCAAAAUGACAAGCUCAAAUCAACAUUCUUAUAUUGGUUCCAUGUGAUUGUAACAGUUCUAAUAUUUAUUUUACAAGCUCUCGCUUAUCAUAUGUUAAGGGAGGAAUCCCAUUUAGGAAUGAAAAUAUUUAUUGGUUUAUGGUUAAUACCGAUUGCCGACUUUAUAGCUCUUCUCGUAAAAUCAAUUGGUACAAGCGCACAAGAUAGUAAUAUAGAACGUCCGCCGGUUACGGAACAAACUUCACAGUCUCAACCUUCAGGUCGUUGGGCAAUUGAUGAAGAAGAUUGA